GAUAAUCGACUGUCUUAUGUCAAAUAUCGCUUAAACCAAAAUAAAUAAUUCUAUCGGUGCGAAAAUGAGUAUAAAUCCAAUUCUUUUACAAAAAUCCAUUCGAGAUAAUGCGGCCGACCUUCAAGAUUUUGCAAAAGAUUUAAAAAGUUGGGGCGAGGAAAUGAAACGAAAGGAAGAAACGUUGAAAAGUGAAAAUAAAGCGGAAAAAGCUAUAAAAGAUUCCAAGCAGAUUAGAAAACUGAAACGUAAUGAUAAAACUAAAAAACCAGCGACAAAAAUUGGUGCUACUGACUAUGCAGCUUGGGAUAAAUUUGAUGUUGAUGCAGAGCUAAACAAACUAGAGGAAGACAUUAAUGAUGAUUCUGAUCUAACUGAUGAAUGUAAUGAAAGCAUGUAUGACAGUGCCUUAGUGGAGAAAGAAAAGGGUAAUACAUUUGUAAAGGCACAAAAAUGGAAUGAAGCUAUAGAUUGUUAUACAAAAGCUAUAGGGUGCUACUCAUAUGACCCGAUAUUUUUUGCUAACAGAGCCUUAUGUUUUUUGAAACUUAAUAAAUUCGCUAAAUGUGAAGAAGACUGUAAUAUUUCUAUAAAAUUGGAUGAUACAUAUGUUAAAGCUUAUCAAAGGAGAGCUGCUGCUAGAAUUCAUCUAAAAAAGUUUGAACAUGCAGAAAUUGAUCUUAAAAAGGUACUCGUAAUAGAACCUAACAAUAAAGAAGCUAAAAUCGAGCUAGAUAACUUGGAAAAGUUAUUAAAAAGAAAUAAACCAGAGGUUUAUGACCAAAGACCAGUUUCGAAGUUUACAGCUUCUCGAAAAAAGACAACUUUUAAAACGGCUUAUCAACCACCAGAGAAAAAAAUACUUGACGACAGUACACCUCUUCCACUUUGGACUGAUAAUACAGAAAUCAUAGAAGUUAAACCCAUUAACAAACCACCACAUUUACAAUCGAAACAACCCCUAAAAAGGAUACAAAUAACUGAAACUGAUGAAGUCACACCAAUAAGAGAACAAAUCAAAACAACAGAUGAAGGACCAGUUAAAAAUUAUGUUUUAGAAAAAACUCAAUCAAACAAUAUCCAAUCAACCUUUAUUCAUAAAAAUGAAAUUGAAACUAUAGAAGAAAAGAAAAUAUCAUUGGCUUCUAUUCCUUCAGAACACCUAGAACGAGUACUGUUCAAAGAACAAAAAUCAUUGGAAAAAGGAGGUAACCCUGAGAAAAAAUUAACCAAUGUAAAUAUAAUUAAUAAUGAAACACAGGUCACGCUGAAAGAUGCGAAAAACAAUGUUAAUGACUCCAAAAAACUGACAGGAAAUAAUGAAAUGAAUUUCGUUUAUCCCAAAACCUCUGUACAAUUUUGCUCUGCUUGGAAAAACUUCAAAUCUACAGAAGAUAAAUACAGAUACUUGAAAUUUAUGGAUCCCAAAGAUGUUCCAAAAAUAUUCUUGGAAUCCUUAGACAGUGUACUAUUCAGUAACAUUCUAGAAGUAAUGGCAAAACAUUUCAUAGAACACAACGACAAAACAUUCGACAUUUUGAAUUGUUUUUCUCAAGUGAAGAGGUUCAGUGCUAUUGUUUUGUUUAUGAACGGAGAGGAUAAAAACAAUCUAUGGAAACUAUUUGAUCAUAUGAAAGUAAAUGAAGAAAAAGAAGACAUUGCUACAUUGAUAAUAAAAUAUGAGCUGUAAUUUUUCUGAAGAGCUGCACUUUUUCCUGCAAUGGUGUUUGUGGUUUCAGCACUUGUGAUUUUUGUUAAAAGUUUCACGUGUUCAAUAAAAUACUUUUAAAAAACUA
Molecule: messenger RNA, 1793 nt
Organism: Diorhabda sublineata
Lineage: Eukaryota; Metazoa; Arthropoda; Insecta; Coleoptera; Chrysomelidae
Gene: spag
Product: RNA polymerase II-associated protein 3
Exons: 6
Coding region: 65-1687 (540 amino acids)
Molecular function (GO): protein binding
Source: RefSeq, a predicted model, not a curated record